GACGAAGAAACGGAAAACGUUGAAGACACCCAGGACACCGGGGUUGUAACACACUGAGUUCAAAGUAUGUUCAGGUUGAAUAGAUCAGCUUGUGUGUUUUCACAGUUGUGUCACCUUGCGAACACACACAUGAGCGCGAGGACAGUGAACAGCGUCACGAGCCUGUAUCAGCGGCUCAGGGCCUUGUCCGUUCUUUCCGGAGUCCAGGAGUUAAAUAAACACACGUCUAAGUGUUACCGAAACGUCUGUCCGCCUUCACACAAAAGGCUGGACAGAACAACUGAUGCUGACAGAUGCAGGAGGAUGUUCCAUGUGACCGGUCAUGCACAAGAUAAAGCCACAUCUGUGCAUAAAUGUGAACUGUCAGAGGCAGCAUUUGAGAAGCUGGCUGAUGAUACGUUGGAUCCUCUGGCCGAAUAUUUUGAAGAUCUGACAGAUGAACCGUACACUGGACCAGACUAUGAUGUUUUCUUCUCUAGUGGUGUGUUGACUGUGAAAGUGGGGGGGGGUCAUGGGACAUACGUCAUCAACAAACAGACGCCAAACAAACAGAUCUGGCUUUCUUCUCCCACCAGUGGGCCUAAACGCUAUGACUGGACAGGUGAACGCUGGGUAUACACUCAUGAUGGCAUUAGCCUUCACCAGCUGCUCUCAGCAGAGUUUUCCAUCAUCUUCAACAGGACCAUGGACCUGUCUGAGUUGCCCUGUUCCUGAGAAGCUGCACCUGCUGCUGUGAAUCAUGGGAAAUCAAGUGGAAGCUGAAGGGCAUUCUUUUCAAUUAUUUUGUACUUAAUAAUUCAUCACUCUUUAAUGACAUUAACAUCUGCAGUCUGCCUACAACAAAGCUUAGUUUUUUAGCUCUGAAAAUUGACUUAUUAGAGCUAUAUUUGCAUGUUUUUUUCAGUAUUUUCAGUGUUAUGUAUGUACUUAGGGGAUCUUUCAGUGUGGAGUUUGCGUGUUCUCUCAGUGUUUGUAUGGGUUCUUUCAGCCCUGCGAUGAACUGGCAACAUGUCCAGGGUGUACCUAGUCUUUGCUGGAAACAUAGCUGGGUUAAGCUUCAGCACCCCUGCAACCCUACCGAGGAUAAAGCGGUUCGGAAGAUGAAUGAAUGAAUGUUACUACUUUUACUUUAAUAAAGUGUCUGAAUACUGCGUCAACA
Molecule: messenger RNA, 1159 nt
Organism: Sphaeramia orbicularis (orbiculate cardinalfish)
Lineage: Eukaryota; Metazoa; Chordata; Actinopteri; Kurtiformes; Apogonidae
Gene: fxn
Product: frataxin
Exons: 6
Coding region: 67-714 (215 amino acids)
Biological process (GO): iron incorporation into metallo-sulfur cluster; intracellular iron ion homeostasis
Cellular component (GO): mitochondrion
Molecular function (GO): ferroxidase activity; 2 iron, 2 sulfur cluster binding; ferrous iron binding
Source: RefSeq, a predicted model, not a curated record